Molecule: messenger RNA, 1637 nt
Organism: Orbicella faveolata
Lineage: Eukaryota; Metazoa; Cnidaria; Anthozoa; Scleractinia; Merulinidae
Product: short transient receptor potential channel 6-like
Biological process (GO): calcium ion transmembrane transport; regulation of cytosolic calcium ion concentration
Cellular component (GO): plasma membrane; cation channel complex
Molecular function (GO): store-operated calcium channel activity; inositol 1,4,5 trisphosphate binding; protein binding
Source: RefSeq, a predicted model, not a curated record
UCUGACAUUCUUUGAGGCUUCCCACGUUCUUCUGGUUGACUCCACUUUGGGACCGCUUCACUUAUCGCUCAUGAAUAUGGGCAGAGAUAUCAUGAAGUUUUUCGUGCUUUUUUCCCUCAACGUUUGUGCGUUUGCUCUCGCCAUGAGAAAACUGUACUCACAGUACGUGCAGACCUCGACACAGGUCACAAAGAACAGCAACACCACAACAAGCCACGCCUUUGAAAGAAUUGAGGGAGUAUUUGGCACCUUAUUUUGGGCAUUGUUCGGGCACGUAGAAAUGUCCACCUUCAACACCAGUGACCAAGCUCAAAUAACUGAAGUCACGGGCCAUUUACUGUUCGCUACAUACAGCCUCGCUUCCGUGUUGGUUGCACUGAAUCUUCUCAUUGCCAUGCUCAGUAACACCUAUAAGAAAGUGGAUGAGGAGAAAGACAUUAAGUUCAAGUUUGCGCGGACCCGUGUCUGGAUGUAUUACGUCAGUGAGAUUAGUGCUCUGCCUCCUCCGUUUAACCUGUUUCCUAUAGACAAGGCCGCUAUGGCGCUUCACUGGCUCGCAAGACGAUACCACUGGAUUACAAAAUGUCUUGGACAUUUUGAAAGUGGACAAAGUACUGCCAGAGUGAAGACAAACGAAAAGAGACGCCGAAUCGUCAUCAAAAAUCUGAUUCAUCGCUAUUUCUCUGCGAAAGAAAAACCACAAAUCGACGAGCCUGAAGAAGAAUCUCCUCCUCCAGAAGAGAUACAGCACAAACUAAUGGAGGUCACAAAAACAUUACAGAGCCUGCAAAAUGUGGUCAAGCGGUUUCGUCAUCAGACCCCAACGGAAAAGAGAGACAACCAAGAAACAGAAGCUAAGUAAAGGAUGAGGCAGUGCUUUCAGUGGAACAAGAGUCGUAAACAGAGCAUUGUAUCUCGACCAAGUCACCUCAAAGUGAAAGAAUAAGGGGAAAAAUAGGAAUUUUUCUUGCCUGAUAAAGUAAUUUUUCUAGAAAAUCAACGAAUUUACUCAGGAGCCAAAAGUAUAGUUGGCACAUCAUGAUGAGUAUACUAAAAAUUAAUUAAUAACAUGCAUGAGUGUGGUAUUUUGCAUUAGAAGUCAAAGGUAUAUACAUUGUAUAUACAUCGUCAAGUGCCCAUUCUUUCAUAAUUGUUACACGGCCCAGCUUCAUGAAUGAUUUCUCAUUCUGAAUUUUUUUCCUGAACUCUAGUUUUCGGAUCUAUCAAUUUUAGAAGCUAAAAGGGUCCGUAUAAUUUUAUCACCAACUGUUGAAUAACCAUUACAACGUGAUUACAAUCCUAGUCCUGGCCGAAAGUUCUCGGGACACGUGGUAAAGUAUCACCCAAUGAAACAUACCGUGAACUGCCGCUUUUAAGCUCUGGGCUUAUACAACUUUGUAAGGGGUUUUGAAUGAGCUUAUAUCCGGGGGGUCUUAUAAGCGGCAUAAAAACAAACGUUGCGAAAUGAGCUACAGCAGUGUUGAUCUAAGUAAUUUUUUUCAUCUAAUGAUUUUCAAUCAAGCUAUAAAACAUCUUAUGUCGCACCUCUAUUAAGCGGCCCCCUAUUAAGCGAAAACUUGUCACCUAUACACUGUAAUAAAAACCUCUGUUCAACGGCCAGCUUUUUGCCGUCCCAA